Molecule: messenger RNA, 2926 nt
Organism: Ilyonectria robusta
Lineage: Eukaryota; Fungi; Ascomycota; Sordariomycetes; Hypocreales; Nectriaceae
Product: Aldehyde/histidinol dehydrogenase
Exons: 8
Coding region: 131-2770 (879 amino acids)
Biological process (GO): GABA catabolic process
Molecular function (GO): succinate-semialdehyde dehydrogenase (NAD+) activity
Source: RefSeq, a predicted model, not a curated record
CGCUAUCAUCACAGCGGAAAGCUUCCACCUCUGGACGGCGUUUCUCAUUGUUUUGCGUUGCCAAUUGACUCUUCGCUCUGCUCCUCGGAACCGCCGCAUCUCAGCCUGCAACCUGAUCCUGCUGAUCGUCAUGGCACUCCUCCACCGCAUCUUAGCUCCGUCGAGCAGAGGAGCUUUGCGACACGGCCCCGGCAUCGCUCUGAUCCUCGCCCGCCGAGCUUCCAAUCUGGCGCCUCCCAAGCUCAAAGAUCCUUCGUUGUUGAAGCAGAACGUGUGCUAUGUCAACGGUGAAUGGGUUCCGGCCAAGUCAGGCAAGACAUUCGAGGUCACUGAUCCGUCCACGGGCGCCCUCAUUGGAACAUGCCCUGAGUUCGACACCAAUGACGCCCAAUCUGCCAUUGUCGCCGCUGCCGAUGCCUUCCCGGCGUUCCGUGCGAAGACAGGCCGUGAGCGCUCCAAGCUGCUGCGCGCCUGGUACGACCAGAUGAUCGAUAAUGCAGAUGACAUUGCUACCCUAAUUACCUGGGAGAAUGGAAAGCCGCUCGCAGACGCCAAGGGAGAAGCUACGUACGCGGCCAAUUUCCUGGAGUGGUUUAGUGAGGAGGCGCCGCGAGUCUACGGCAAUACCAUACCCACCUCCGUGCCCGGAAACCGAGUCUGGACCCUUAAGGAGCCUGUUGGAGUAUGCGGAUUGAUCACCCCGUGGAACUUCCCCGCGGCCAUGAUCACGAGGAAGAUCGGCCCUGCGCUGGCAGCGGGUUGCACCGUCGUCUGCAAGGCUCCCGGCGAGACUCCCUAUACUUCCUUAGCCCUGGCCGAGCUCGCUCACCGAGCGGGCAUCCCCAAGGGUGUUGUUAAUAUUGUGACGUCCUUGGACAACACCCCUGAGCUUGGAGAGCUUCUCACUUCAUCGCCUACUAUCAAGAAGAUCUCAUUUACCGGUUCCACCGGGGUCGGCAAGCUCUUAAUGAAGCAGUCUUCCAGUACCCUCAAGAAGCUCUCGAUGGAGCUCGGUGGAAACGCCCCGUUUAUUGUAUUUGACGAUGCCGAUGUUGAUGCUGCUGUUGCGGGUGCUAUUGCCUCAAAGUUCCGCUCCUCAGGUCAGACCUGCGUGUGUGCGAACCGCAUCUACGUGCAAAAGGGUAUCUACGACGAGUUCGCCCAGAAGCUCACCGAGAAGGUUGAGGCGUUCCGCGUGGGCAAUGGUUUCGGGGAGGGUAUCACCCAUGGACCUCUCAUCCACGACCGAGCCGUCUCCAAGGCCGAGGCCCACGUUCAAGAUGCCGAGCAGAAGGGCGGCAAGGUGACCAUCGGUGGCCAGCGAAUCACGGACCUCGGCCCGAACUUCUACGCACCCACCGUUAUCAGGGACAUGACCCCCGAGAUGGACAUGGCGUCCCAGGAGACAUUUGGCCCUGUUGCCGGCCUGUUUCCCUUUGAGACGGAGGAGGAGGUAGUGAAGAUGGCCAACGACACUAAUGUGGGCCUUGCUGGUUAUUUCUUCUCCAAGGAUAUUGAGCGGGUGCACCGCAUCGCCGAGAGCCUUGAAGUUGGCAUGGUCGGCGUCAACACAGGUCUGAUCUCAGAUCCUGCGUCACCCUUCGGCGGUGUCAAGGAGAGUGGCUUUGGCCGCGAGGGAUCUCUGGACGGUAUCGCCGAGUACCAGGUCACGAAGAUGGUGACGUCCGGUGGAAUGGGCAAACCCCUGCACAUCAAGUGCUUGAGAGGUUUAAGUAGCUCCAGUAAUCGCCAUUAUAAUGAGAAGAGGAGAUAUGGGCUGGGUGUAAUUACUAUGGUUUGGAUACCUAGAGCACAAAUGCAGCUUUCUGAUCGGUAUGCCGUAGCGCGCGAAGGGAAAAAUACCCGACCUCUUCUCAUGGCUUCGGAGCCCAAAGCUAAGGUUCAUCUGGCCAUGGCAUUCUCACGAGCCAAUGCGCCUGCAAGGCACUGCCUGCGCCUCCUGGCGUCCGAAGGACCGGCUUUCCAGAGCCUCCCUCGACGAAGCAUAACCGCCGCCCUUCCCACUCAGUCCACCGUCCGUCUCUUCAGCUCUUCGACGCCCCUCCUGAAGAAGCGCAAGAUCGCCAUUCCCACGGACAGCCCCAAACACAGGGAUGCUGUUGCUAGCAAUGACGCCCCAGCUCCAUCUUCCAAGUCCUCCAAAUCCUCCUCUCCCAAGGCUGGCCAGGCCAACCCCGAAGACCCCCUCGACUUCUCCAUCGUGACUGACGCCUACGCACCCAUCGACGCCCACUUCAAGGCCCAGCUCGCUGGCAUGGUCCACGGCGGCCGCUUCAACCCGACCAACCUCGGCGCCCUCCCCGUCUCCGUCAAGGACCCCGGCGCCGAUGCCGCCGCGUCCUUCCCGCUUAGCGAGCUCGCUCAGGUCGUGCCCCGCUCCGGCCGCACCAUCUCCCUGCUCGUCAACGACAAGGACUACAUCAAGCCCAUCAUGUCCGCCGUCCAGGCCAGCCGCGAGUUCAACCAGCAGCCUCAGCGUUCCGAAGACAACGAUCUCGAGCUGCUCCUCAAGGUCGAGCUCGAGCGCAAGGAUGACGUCGCUCGCCGCAUCAAGGAGACCAUGCAGGCGUACCGCGAGCGCAUCCGCCAGGUGCGUUCUCGACAUGAAAAGACGCUGAAGGACUGGAAGAAGAACGGCACUGUGCUGCCGGACGCUGUGAAGCGAGCCGAGAAGGAGCUCCAAAAGGUGCAAGACAAGAAGAUGAAGGAGCUCGACCAGGAGGAGGCCCAGAUGAUCCGCCAGCUGUAAUGGAGUUGCAGGUACGUAUAUGGUGUUAUGUAGCUGUACGAUCAAACAAAAGGGCUCAGAAGUUGCCAAAAAGGCAUGUUAAGAGACUACAACCGCGAAAAGGUGGAUGGGACGUUGUAUAUAUUACUACAUAUCGUGACAAAAGUGUACACUGGU